Molecule: messenger RNA, 947 nt
Organism: Aspergillus sclerotioniger CBS 115572
Lineage: Eukaryota; Fungi; Ascomycota; Eurotiomycetes; Eurotiales; Aspergillaceae
Gene: aspf34
Product: cell wall protein PhiA
Exons: 2
Coding region: 402-947 (181 amino acids)
Source: RefSeq, a predicted model, not a curated record
GCCAGGGACAUCCACAGGGAUCCAAGGCUCAGCCAAUCACCGAGCGUCCCGGCCCCACCGAGUUAUAUUUAGGUCGAUUUUGCCAUCGAAAAGGACCCUUAUUUUGAGUCUAAUCAUAGCGUGGCAGGGAACCCACCGGACUAACCCGCCUCCUCUGGGCGGAAUGACAACAUACUAUGCUGGGCAAUUAAUGGCCCUCCUUGCAUUGAGACAUGAGAUAAUACACUGCCAUUUCAGAGGAGGAGCUGCUAAAUUUGGGAUUUGGUCGAGGUCAAGCAAAGGUAUAAAAGGGUGCUGGUUGCCGUCAGUAAACAUGUUCUCAUCAUCAUAAUUCUCAUCCUCCUCACUCAUAAACACAACUUCAAACAACACUCUCCAAUCCUUUAUAACACAUCAUCAAAAUGCAGCUCAAGCACCUCCUCUUCACUGCCGCUACUGCUGCCGCUCUCCCGGCCACUGACGCCUCUUCCAGCGAGACCUUCGGCGUCAUCGCCAUCAGCUCCGGCAGCGGUGUGCAGAACUCUGCCUUCAACGCCGCCAAGAGCAGCAUUUUUGCCGGUCUUAAGAGCCAGAAUGCCAGCUGUGACCGUCCCCAGGAGCAGUUCGCCACCUUCUACAUCAACCAGGGUUCUCUCUACCUGUAUGACGCGUCUGCGACUCCUCAGGAGAUCUUUGUUGAUGCCUCCGGCAUGGGCCAAGGUGUGAUCCAAUACACGACCGGUGCUCAGCCUGCUUCCGGAGCCCGUGGCGGCUGGGCCAUUGACAGCAACAACCACCUGCAAUACAAUGGAAAGGAUCUGAUUGCCUGCCCCAACAGCAUCGAUGGAGCUUGGAGUAUCUGGGCUGACGCCGAUGUUGAGAACCCUGGUGGCAACAAGGACUGUGUCGGAAUUGCUGCUCGGAUUGAGAAGACCACCAACCCCAACGGCUGCGUCUACACUCAGUAG